AAUAUUCGCCAUUUUGAUUCGAAAAUAUGACCGAGUUUUUCCUGCUUUGCAUGCUUGAGCUGGGAAGAGUCUAGCUUAUGAAUUUAUGUACUGUAGAAUAUAUAAAUAUAUAUUACGCGUAAUAAUAUUGAAUAUACAAGGUACAAAUGUGAGGCCUGUCCGUUGCCACGUCACAAGAGACAAAUAUCCGUGUUACCAGGUUGACAGAUACUUUGCUCAUACUCCUCGUCAGACUGACCCAUCAAAACAAAUCACGUUUGGCUAGUUCGCUAACUAACGUUAGCUAUUAGCUAACGAAGGUUGUUAGCGCAACAUUAGCCAUACAGACGAGUGGAUUGCAAACUUUGAACAAAACGGUUAUGGUGAGCCUUUCAGUGUGUUGUGUUCUAAGAGGAGACCCAUGUUGAUAAAUGCCAGGCCUUGCCACGCUCUCUGCUGUCUGCACAAACACAAAUGCCUGCCUUUGAGGGAGGUCUGAUUAAAGAUACCCACAUUUAAUCUGCUGGGCUGUGCCCCCUGUCCAAGCAGCCACCAUGUUCUGGAAGUUUGACCUGCACACCACGUCCCACAUCGACCAGCUGCUGGACCGGGAGGAUGUGACUUUGCUGGAGCUCAUGGAGGAGGAUGAUGUCCUGCAGGAGUGCAAGGCACAGAACCGCCGGCUGCUGCUCUUCCUCUCCCAGGACCACUGCAUGACAGAGCUGGUCAACCUCAUCACCACAGAGCCCCCUGCUGACUUAGAGGAGAAGAGCCGCUUUAAGUUCCCUAACAUUGCCUGUGAGCUCUUGACAUCAGACGUGUCCCUUAUCAACGACAAGUUGGGCGGGGACACGUCACUCCUGGAGACUCUCUACCACUUCCUGGAGCAGGACCCGCCCCUCAACCCGCUACUAGCCAGCUUCUUCAGCAAGACCAUCGGCAACCUCAUCGCUAGGAAAACAGAACAGGUAAUCUCCUUCCUGAGGAAAAAGGAUGGCUUCAUCGGCCUGGUGCUGAAACACAUUGACGCUUCCGCGAUGAUGGACCUGCUGCUUCGCCUCAUCAGCUGUGUGGAGCCUGCCCCCUUGAGACAAGAGGUCCUUAAUUGGCUGAGCGAAGAGAAGCUGAUUCAGAGACUCACAGAGCUCAUCCAUACAGGCAAAGACGAGGAAAGACAAUCAAAUGCGUCUCAGACGCUUUGUGACAUCAUCCGCCUUAGUCGAGACCAGGCCAAUCAGAUGCAGGAGAAUGUUGAGACCGACCCCUUAUUGGCUGUUCUAGAGUCGCAGGAGAGCGUAGCGGGGCUCCUGAAGACCAUGUUUGAGGGGGAGAGGAGUGAGGCCUCCAUUGUUAAUGGAACUCAAGUGCUACUUACCUUACUGGAGACCAGGAGGUCCGGGUUGGAGGGGCUGAUGGAUCUCUAUUCUCAGGGAUAUGAAAGGUCUUACACUGUCAACAGCAGUAUUCUACAUGCCAUUGAGCCCCAUCUAAAGGACUUCCAGCAGCUUCUCCUGAAUCCCCCCAAGAAAAGUGCAAUACUGACGACCGUUGGCCUUCUGGAGGAGCCGCUGGGGAACGCCCGCCUUCACGUGGCCCGGCUGGUGGCCGCCUUGCUGCAGACCAGCGCCCCCAGUGUCUGUCAGGAGCUCUGCAAGCUCACCACCAUGGACCAGCUACUGGACCUGUUCUUCAAGUACUCAUGGAAUAACUUCUUGCACUUCCAAGUGGAGCUGUGUGUGGCGUCCAUCCUGAACCACUCUGUCCCAGAGGAACGGCCCAUCCCUGGCCUCCAGAACCACGAGGAGAAGCUCCAGGCAGGCCCAGAGAACCAGGGGGAGGCAGGAGGUGAAGCUGGGGAGCCAGCCAAGGCCAGUGACUCUGUGGAGGAGACCACCCUUCACAACACACUGGUGGCACAUCUCUUCCAGAAGUGUCGGUUGGUACAGAGGAUCCUGGACGCCUGGGAGGAGAACGAUCAAAUACAGGCGGAGGGUGGUGCUAGGAGAGGUAACAUGGGUCACCUGACCAGGAUGGCCAACAUGGUGGUACAGAACCUAGAGAAAGGACCAGUCCAGUCCCAGAUCAGUGACCUCAUCAAAGAGUUGCCAGAGGACUGCAGAGGACGCUGGGAGAGCUUUGUGGAUGAGACUCUGAGAGAGACCAACAGGAGAAACACAGUGGAACUGGUGAGCACCCAUAACCUGCACUCCUCCAGUGAAGAUGAUGAUAUGGAGAGUCCCUUCCCCAACGAUCUGUCACUCCAACAGGCUUUCUCAGACUAUCAGAUCCAGCAGAUGACUGCCAACUUUGUGGAUCAGUUUGGGUUCAACGAUGAGGAGUUCAGUGAGCAUGAUGAAAACAUCAAUGCCACAUUUGACCGGAUUGCAGAAAUAAACUUCAAUCUAGAUGCUGAUGAUAAUAGUGCCAACGCUACUGCCUUUGAGGCCUGCUGUAAAGAGAGGAUACGUCAGUUUGACGAUGCUGAAGAGGAGGAGGACAUUUGGGAGGAGAAGGAGAUUAACUAUGCAACACAAGUCAAAUCCAGAACAAGAUUUGGGGUGUCCCACACCUCAGAGAGCAGUCUGGAGAACGGGGGUCGGGAGCGGGACCGCGGGUCGGGUUCUGACGAGGACGACUCCUCCAGACAGAGCGCCUCAGCUCCAGGCAGCCUGGAGGAGAGCAAGGACAACACUCCCAGUACACCUGGCAAUCAAUCAGCUACUUGUCCAAGCUGGACAGCGAGUUUCGGGGAAGCUGGGGGUAACUCGUCCUCUCCGGGUCCUGCAGGCUGGGAUUCCCCAGGGGGGAAUGGAGGAGACAAACAGGAGGCAGGUUGGGCCAACUUCACAGAGUUCCAACCUUUCAGCAGCCCAGAGGUUGGCCCCAGAUGUAGCUCUCCCGUAGGCAGCAGUGACGCGGACAAACAAGUCAAACUGGGUCCGGACAAGAGUGGUGCGAGCCCCUCUGCUGGUGGUGAGUGGCCGGUGGGUGAGGGUAGGAAGGCUCCCCUCGUAGCCUCAGAUAGCAGCUCCUCCGGGGGCUCCGACAGCGAGGACGAUGACAAGACUGCCGCCACCGCCACGGAAACCAUCAAGAAUGCUGAAGUCAAAAGUGAGGAGAACCCCAUCCCUCUGGAAAAGCUGUCCCUCACAGACACUCUCAAGUCCCCCCCAAAGGCACAGCUUGCAGCAGACACACUGCCAGCCUCGGCCCCCACCUCUCAGACAGACAACAAAGAGGAUCCACCCCAGUGCCCAGAGAUGCCAGCAGUCAACGGGCCUGUCUGAGGGGCAGACAGUCCUAUACCCCAGACUGGUGUGAUAGACUGUGCCAUUUCCAGGGAGACCACCCCCUCCCAAAUAACCUCACUGCAACCUACAGUGUUUUAAUGAAUCACGCUGCCAUGUUAUUGGACCUGGACACUGCCAAUCAACACCAAUAAUGGGGAGAGGAGACAUGUAAAAGCAACCAAUCAUCCCAGCCAACAGGCAGAACAGUGUAGAGGAAAUUGUCUUCAAAGCCUUUUCUAAUGUUGCACAUAAAUACGUGUGGUUUUAUUGUAGCAGUGAUCUCUUUUAAACAACCGAAAUCUGAGAGGAGUAUAAAGGUUUUCUGAAGGAUUUGUUCUCGUACUCUUUUCAAAUGGUUGGACCUGAGUAGUACGGAGCGGAUCGCACAGGUCAACUUAACGAAAUGAUGCCUCAACAAUAAAUACCUUUCUGAAAAUGUUUUCCUUGAGCUUAAAAGGCACUUAUGCAGCCAUUUUUACUGUACAUUAUAGGACAAUGUUAAGUGUUCUGCCAUCUUGUCUCUCUCAGAUCAAGGUUAACCAAACCUGGGUUUUUUUUGUCAUGGAAAAACAUCUAUUCUUGUACCUCACUAGUUCUGAAUGUUUUAAAGUGUCCAAGGAAAAGGGUGGGUCAAGAAACACAGAUCUAUAGUAUUAGUCUCCUGCUCAUGUGCAAUAAUGACAAUUAGCCAUUUUAUUUAAAUCAACUUUUAGUGUUGUCAGAAGGAAGACUCAUUCGGUAUAGUUAUAUGGGCCAACUAAUUUGGAUAUAAACUGAACAAGGUUUUGAUUUGUUACUGCAUGUAUAACCGGUUCUCCGUUGACCUAGCUAGUGAGCUGAGACCUGAUUGUAUUUGACUUUGUUAUUUGCUAUCCCCCUUAAAAUCAACCAAACAUGAUCUACCUAUAUUCAAAUAUCUACAUUUUAAAGUAAAUUUUACAAGCAAUCUUGAGCACUGUGUUAAUGUUCUGUUAUUCCUAAACACUUACAGGGCAGGAGCUGUCUUUUUGAGAGGGUCAACGUUGGGUUCUGCUAAAUACCUCUAGUGCAGUGGUUCCCAACCAGGGUAUACUUGACUAAUGACACCAUAGGUCUACUGGUAAAAUUCACAUGGGAAGGUACUCUGGGCAGAGCCAAAUUCAGGUGGUACAGCAACCGAAAGGUUAAGAACCACUGCAGUAGUGUACUUACUCAUUUGACACUGUGUGGUUGACCACAUGAAUAGCAAAGUACUUAAAUGCAUCCUUCCCUUUGAGAUUUUGCUGGAUGACAACUAUAGUGCUUUCACCCAUCCAAUCAUGUAUGGUUUCCUUCAGGCAGAAGAGGAUGCAUUUUAGUUUCCCCCCCCCCCCAACACCCUCCUUUUGGGACUGUGGCCAGAAUGGAGGUGAAUCAAAAUACCAACUUGUUUCAAUUUAAAUAUAUAAAGUGUGAGUGUAGAACAAAUGAUUAUGCUUUGUAUUAACAGGUUAAUUGUCAUAGCAUCAGCUUUCCUCACACUCUGUCAUUAAUAGUAUGUUGCCGACAGUUCUUGCCUUCGUUAAGUUUAGGGUUGAACGGUGAAAUGAGUAGAUUCUAACUUGUCUUUGACCUGACAGCAUUUUCUUCAAAAAGUGCAUGUUCUAACUUGGCGAGUCUGAUAUGUUUCUCCUGCCAAGUCUAACAGUGGCUUUAGGAAGGCUAUAUAAAGAGUUCAGAAUGGUGUUCCCUGCCCAUACCACUAACUACUCCCAACAGGGUGGGGCCCCUCUGGACACAACCAUCCGCACAUGCAUAGAUGCAGUAUUGAUCAUAACCCUCUAUUCUUCAGACUGGUGCUCUCAUAACCAGGGACUGAGGUUGGUUUUAGCUGGCUGGUGCUGUGUCUUUGCACUCAUGUAGUGCCAAAAUUGAGAGCUUCAUAAGUGAUCUGAGAAACACCCAAAGCAAGUGUUAACUGAUUCUUAAUCUUGGACGAGAGAAAAAAGGACAAACCUACACCAAAACAGUGAUGUUUAAACCCACAGUGUUUUAAUUCUAAAAAAUAUAUUACAUGAUUGACAGACCCAGCUCAGAAGGAAAAUCCUAUUUAGAGAGAAAAAAACUAAAUAAAUAAGGUUAUUGUACUGAUUAACGUUGUGGAUAUAAUCUACCCAAAUCAGGAGAGUUGAGUAGACCAGUAAAUUGGGUGAGCUGGGUUUUAAGUGUGUGUUGGGUGUGACAUUUUAAAAACACCCAACCUGUGCAGCUAAAUAAGAUUCCAUUCCAGAAAAUCCACCUUAACUAGGGAGGCUAGUUCUUGCUCAUACAAACACACCAUUUCCACUCUGCUUAGGGAUUGAUAUUGGGGAAGGACAAUGUAAAAAAAGAAGACAUUUAGGAUUUACUUCCACAACACAUUUUCCAAAAAGUAGUAGCAUUAGUCACGUUAACACAGAAAAACAAAUGGCACAUUGGAUUCCUAAUUUUAAAAAGUGGUAAUUGAGGAACUUUUCUUACCGAGGAGACAAAGUUAAAUAAAUUACUACCAUAAACGUUACAUACAAAUCUGAGUAGUAUAUACAAAAGGAGUUAUUAGACACAAAUCUACAAUUCAAAUUUUAUGUUCAACAAGACAGCAGUAUAACCAUAUUUUACACAGCAAUGUGUGUGUUAAAUGAGGAGUAUGUGUCCGUUUUCGUAACUUGGGGGCUCAAAAUGAGGGCUAACCGAUACUGCUCUGUAGCGUAAAAAAAACUAACAAGUGACUUAAUUGCAAUCUCACAAAUUCCAGCUAAACAUACUCUCUCUACAAGGCUCUAACAGACAUUGACUCCUAUGUACAGGAUUAAGAAUAGAAUGUACCAGCCUCUAGCUAAAAACACUGGUUUAGACAGAAGAGCAGCGGCGAGAAAGUCGGGACUCGCUGAAGUAUUACUGUUCACGUAGAUGCAGUUGUUCAGAAGCCAAGCUGUGACUCACAGACCACCACACAAAGGCUGAGGAAGGUGCACCGAGUGAUAUCUUAUGCUCAGACACAUGCUUUUGAGACUUUCAAUGCUAUUAAUUGGCUGUAAUUAUUGUUGGAAAUGUGAAUGUAUUAGUCUAAGUGCCUUGACCACUAACGCCCCCUCUGGUCAAGAACUGUAUUACAUUAACAAAUUGGUUGUUUUUACUUGUUUGGAGCAUAUUCCAAUCCAACUGUCUAAUACUUGUCACAUGUUAAAAUCCACUGGCACUUGCAUAACUGAUACCAUUUGUCCAACAUUAAACCUGACCAUAGAGGGGGAGGAGGGUCAUGUUAGUCAGAUCCAGUCUCAGCACUGUGUCAUGUAAACAGACUAGUCAUCCAUCCCAUAAUCUCCUCCCAUCACCUUUGA
This is a messenger RNA of Oncorhynchus kisutch (coho salmon), 6607 nucleotides long. RefSeq names its product serine/threonine-protein phosphatase 6 regulatory subunit 2. Bases 534 to 3266 code for a protein of 910 amino acids. The record is from RefSeq and is a predicted model, not a curated record. The transcript is spliced from 23 exons. Lineage: Eukaryota; Metazoa; Chordata; Actinopteri; Salmoniformes; Salmonidae. Gene Ontology annotation, molecular function: protein phosphatase binding; protein phosphatase regulator activity. Gene Ontology annotation, cellular component: cytosol; nucleus.